AUGCCUUAUCCAGAAGAGUUUACAGGUAUCGGUGUGAUUUCCACUGAUUCAUGGAGAACCCCUCAACGUGUUACCUACCCAGCUAAAUCUUUUGAUCCAAGAGAUAUUGAUAUCCAAAUUGAUGCAUGUGGGGUAUGUGGUUCCGAUUUACAUACUGUCCAAGGUCAUUGGAGACCCAUUCGUGAUAAGAUGGUAGUCGGUCACGAAAUUGUAGGAACUGUGGUUGCCGUUGGUUCUCAAUGUAAUUCCGGUUUCAAGAUAGGUGAUCGUGUUGGUGUCGGUGCUCAGGUGUUAUCAUGUCUAGAGUGUGAACGUUGCGAAGAAGGGAACGAACCGUAUUGUGCUAAAUUCGUAUCGUGUUACAAUCGCCCUUACGAUGAUGGUUAUGUCUCUCAAGGUGGUUAUGCUUCUCAUGUUCGGGUUCAUGAGCAUUUCGUAAUCCCAAUCCCUGAAUCAAUUCCAUCGGAAUUAGCUGCUCCUUUACUUUGUGGUGGGAUCACAGUUUAUUCGCCAUUACGUCGUAAUGGUUGUGGAACUGGAAAACGUGUUGGGAUCGUUGGGAUCGGUGGUCUGGGUCAUAUGGCUGUGUUAUUUGCUAAGGCUAUGGGUGCUGAAGUAUGGGCAUUCUCUCGUAGAAAUAAUAAACGUGAAGAUGCUUUGAACUUGGGUGCAGACCAUUACAUUGCAACAAGUGAGACUCCAGGUUGGGAUUCUGAACUAAAGAGUAAACUAGAUUUGGUUCUUGUUUGUGCUUCUUCCUUAUCUGAUAUUGAAUUAGAUAAAUAUGUUUCUUCAAUGAGAGUUGGUGGGAAAAUUAUAUCUGUCUGUAUCCCCGAGAAACAUGAAAAAUUGUCAUUAAGUGCAUUUGGAUUAGCUGGUGUCCAUGUGUCUAACAGUGCUUUGGGUUCUCCAGAAGAGAUUAGAGAACUUUUAGCUUUAGUAGCAGAGAAAGGAAUCAAGAUUUGGGUAGAAACUUUACCAGUCGGAGAAUCAGGCGUUUCAGAAGCAUUACAACGUCUAGAUAAAGGGGAUGUUCGUUACAGGUUUACACUUGUUGAUUUCGAUAAGGAAUUUCCUAGAGAUUGA
Messenger RNA from Maudiozyma barnettii, 1086 nucleotides. Its product is annotated as NAD(P)-dependent alcohol dehydrogenase. Gene Ontology annotation, biological process: alcohol metabolic process. The coding region runs from base 1 to 1086 and encodes 361 amino acids. Lineage: Eukaryota; Fungi; Ascomycota; Saccharomycetes; Saccharomycetales; Saccharomycetaceae. The record is from RefSeq and is a predicted model, not a curated record. The transcript has a single exon. Gene Ontology annotation, molecular function: alcohol dehydrogenase (NADP+) activity; zinc ion binding.